CAAAAAUAAGAUCACGACCGGUAGGCUAUCAUUCCAGUCUUCGGACGGCUCGAAACUGCACUUAAAUUGAAGUACUUAAAAAUAUCUUAACAUUCAGUAUUUUAUUAAUAUCUGCCUUUGUUAGAAUAUAAAAUGGUUUCAAAGAUUUUUAUUAUUGCCUUGAUUGUUGGAAGCGCUUGUGCAGCGACAUGGAGGAGCAAUCAUGCACAGAAACCUCCAGAGCUAGCUCACAAAGAAGGUUGUUAUAUUAAACAAAUAAACGAUGUUAUUCCGUUUGGCGCGUCGAUCACGGCUCCUGAUGGAUGUUACCGCAUCUCUUGUGGCACAACUAUGAUGUCCGGUGCAUCGUGCGGUGCUGUCGCAACUGGUGAUCCUAAAUGCUACGUAACUGAAGAAGACUUGAGCAAACCCUACCCGCAAUGCUGUCCUGACAUCAAGUGUGAUGUUGAUAACAAUUUAUUAUAAACCCGGUAAUUUCUAAGCAAAACUUAUUAUGCUGAUGCAGUUUGAACAAGAAGAUUUCAAAUUUGAUAUAAUUAUAAUUUUUGGAACACAAAAAAAUAUGUUAAAUUUUAAAAUAAAUUUGCGGUGAAAAUACAAAAAAAAGUAGUUAUUAAAGGGCCAAUAAUGCAGGGCUCUAUAUAGGUCGCGUUUACGCGCGUUUUUCUUUCAUUGUACAUUGCUGCAGCGGCUCGUGCAAUAAAUUAAACAAAUUAAUAUUAUCAGCAAUGUAUAACGGCCCG
Molecule: messenger RNA, 743 nt
Organism: Spodoptera exigua (beet armyworm)
Lineage: Eukaryota; Metazoa; Arthropoda; Insecta; Lepidoptera; Noctuidae
Source: the annotation of a GenBank genome assembly